ACAUGACCAUCUAGUAACAUUUAGUUAAUGGUGAAAUCGAUUUCCGUGUAGGACAAACGGCGCUAUUUCUUGUUGUCUUUUGUCGUAACAACUGAAAAUAUGGCUGAGGCAGAGGAAACUCAAAAGAAAAAGAGAACUUUCCGAAAGUUCACCUUUCGAGGAGUUGAUCUCGAUCAACUCCUUGAUAUGCCAAAUGAGCAACUUAUGGUUUUGAUGCAUGCUCGAGCUCGUAGGCGAUUCUCUCAUGGUCUGAAAAGAAAAUCUAUGGCUCUGGUAAAGAAACUGCGUAAAGCAAAAAAGGAAACCCCACCAAAUGAAAAGCCAGAGAUUGUUAAAACUCAUUUGCGUAACAUGAUUAUAGUGCCAGAAAUGGUAGGGUCGAUUGUUGGUGUUUAUAAUGGUAAAACAUUUAAUCAAGUUGAAAUCAAGCCAGAAAUGAUUGGUCAUUAUUUGGGAGAGUUCUCUGUUACUUAUAAACCUGUGAAGCACGGUAGACCUGGUAUUGGUGCUACCCAUUCUUCAAGAUUUAUUCCUCUAAAAUAAUUUAUAUUCAAUGUGAAUAAAAUAUACAAAAA
Messenger RNA from Frieseomelitta varia, 575 nucleotides. It is a transcript of the gene RpS15, whose product is annotated as 40S ribosomal protein S15. Gene Ontology annotation, molecular function: RNA binding; structural constituent of ribosome. The transcript has 3 exons. Lineage: Eukaryota; Metazoa; Arthropoda; Insecta; Hymenoptera; Apidae. The coding region runs from base 100 to 543 and encodes 147 amino acids. Gene Ontology annotation, biological process: translation; ribosomal small subunit assembly. Gene Ontology annotation, cellular component: ribosome; cytosolic small ribosomal subunit. The record is from RefSeq and is a predicted model, not a curated record.